Messenger RNA from Miscanthus lutarioriparius, 1050 nucleotides. NCBI's taxonomy places the organism in Eukaryota, Viridiplantae, Streptophyta, Magnoliopsida, Poales, Poaceae. The record is from the annotation of a GenBank genome assembly.
AUGCACGCUGCCAUGAUCGCCUCCGGCCGCCUCGCCGAGGCGCUUUCGCCCCUCCGGCUCCUGACCGCCACGCUGCGCUCUCCCCAGAUCCCAGCUGCCGCCCGACUUCGCGCUCCUCUCCUCUCCUCCCUCCCCUGCACGCCCAACUCCUUCACGCUCAACACCACACUCCGCGUGCUCGCCUCCUCCCCGGAUCCGGCCGCCGCCUUCCCCUUCUUCUCCCGCCUACGCGUCACUGGUGCCCUCGCGCCCGGCCGGCCCACCUUCCCCUUCCUCCUAAAGGCCGCCGCGCGCCUUCCGCUCCCGCUCCCCGUCACCGAACAGCUCCACGCGCUCGCCGUCAGGCACGGGGUCCACCUCGACGCCUACGUCGCCAAUGGCCUCGUUCGGGGCUACUCUGUGGUGGGCCGCCUCCGGGCCGCGCGCAGGGUGUUCGACGAGGUGCCCGAGCGGAACGCGGGCGUGUACACUACCAUGGUCUCCACGUACGCGCAGAACGGGCGGCACGAGGACGCGAUGGCGGCGUUCGAUGAGAUGGUCCGCGUGGGCUUCCAGCCCUGCGGCGCCAUGCUGGCAUCUGUGCUGUCGGCGUGCGCGCGGUCAGCGUCGGGCGGGCUCGAGAUGGGCCGUCACGUGCACGACCUAAUGGUGGCACGGGGCAUGGCAGUUGGCACCAUCCUCGGCACGGCGUUGAUCGAUAUGUACGUCAAAAAUGGCGCAAUCAAGGAGGCGUUUGCAGUUCUGGACGGGCUGCCAGAACGGCGCGUGCCGGUGCAUGGAACGCUCUCAUCUCGGGUCUGGCACACCACGGGCACAGCGGGCGCGCGCUCGACCUUUUCAGGCGGAUGCAGCAGGAGGGUGUGCCACCGAACGCAACCACACUCGUCGGGGCGCUCUCGGCAUGCUCCCACCCAGGGCUGCUGGACGAGGCCCGCCGACUGUUUAGGUCCAUGGAGAAGAACUUUGGGAUCGCUCCAGGAAUCCAGCACUAAGGAUGCAUGGUGGACCUCCUUGGUUGUGCCGGCCUCUUGUCGGAGGCAGAGGAUAUGA